AUGCCUCAUUCGGCGCCACCUUUUCGGUCACUGACGAGCGACGACUCUGUAGGUCGUCACGCUCUCAUCAGCCGGAACAUAGAUCUGAUUCGCACGGCGUCGCUGGGUCUAAUGAACAUCUCUGAUGAUUUGUUGAGCCAGCCUGCAGCUACACCCAGCAUUGUUUGUUGUUUAGAACAAAUGCAAGCUCUCUAUGAGAUAAUAAGUGGCGCCACCGAAGAGCUUAGAUUCGGAGGAAUAAAGGAACAACCCGACCGGAGGGAGAAACUUGCCAGAGAUAGUGCGUAA
Fusarium proliferatum ET1 is the source of this 288-nucleotide messenger RNA. RefSeq lists its product as uncharacterized. The transcript has 3 exons. Lineage: Eukaryota; Fungi; Ascomycota; Sordariomycetes; Hypocreales; Nectriaceae. The record is from RefSeq and is a predicted model, not a curated record. The coding region runs from base 1 to 288 and encodes 95 amino acids.